Messenger RNA from Ascoidea rubescens DSM 1968, 2391 nucleotides. RefSeq lists its product as uncharacterized. The transcript is spliced from 3 exons. The coding region runs from base 391 to 2052 and encodes 553 amino acids. NCBI's taxonomy places the organism in Eukaryota, Fungi, Ascomycota, Saccharomycetes, Ascoideales, Ascoideaceae. The record is from RefSeq and is a predicted model, not a curated record.
UCCACUGCUUUUCUCCAACCUUUUGAAAUCUAUUUCAGGAUUAUUUGAACAGCAAUAGUUUCAUUUUAACUUCUUGUUACCUCUUUAGCAGCUCUGAAUUGAUAUCCUCUCUCACCUAUUGAACAUCUUUACUUUUUGUUUUUAUUUGCCUCGAUAACUCCAAACAAUCUGUUUUUGCUCCAUUUUCCAUUCAACUCCUUAAUCAUCAAUCAUCAAUCACAAAUUAUACAUUUGUAUUAAUUCUGAUUUAAUUGAAAGGUUUUCCUAUUAAAUUUGACACCAUAAAAAUUGAAAUACUUUGAAAAAGCAGAAUCUUAUCUAAGUUUCAACUAAUUUUCUCGAAAAAUAUAAAGGAUAUCUAAAAAAUACCUAUAGCUGAAAGUUUGAAUUAUGUCUAAUUUCGAUUUUGAUUCUGAUUACUCCAAUCCAUUUUCUUCUGUUUCCAAAACUCUGAAAUCUUACGAAAGAUCCAACAAAUCACUUGAACAUUCUUCCCAAAUCACAUCCAACAACAUUGAUCAUAGCAAUAUUUUUUCCCCAAAAAUUGACCUAAAUAGGACAUCAACUAGUACUCUGAAAUCCACCAUGCCAAAUAAGUCCCCUAUAACAACUAAGAAAGCUCCUGAUGAGAUUUUUGAUUUAUCUUCCAAAAAAUCAUUGCAGGAAGGCAUUUCAAAACAUUUUUUGUCACCCUACGUUACUAUUCCACCUGGCUUUUCAGGCAACAGAACUGCUUACAUUUCUUUAACUCAACAUGCUGAUUCUUACAAGCUGCCAUUUUAUGACAGUUUGUUUUCAGGAGAUGUAGAUAUGUUUUUUGAUUCAAACGACAAAAAGUUAGGUGCAAAGAUUAAGAGUGGAUCUAAAAGAUCUGGAAUUCUUAAAGGAAAUACCAAGUCUUCACCGAUCAAGCGGGAUGUAUCUUUUUCAGACUUUUUUGAUUUGAAAAAGAACAAAAAAAUUGUUAUUGAUUUUGAUUCAACUGAGAUAAAUAAUCUCAUCAACGUUCAAUUUUUGAGUUUAAAUUCAAAGGUAGAAUCUAAUAAUGCAUUAAUUUUUGAAAAAAUCAAUUCUGUCACCAAAGAACUUGAAAAGCUUUCAUUAUCUAUAGAUGAAAAGUUUGCUACUCAAAAUACCAAGUUUCAACAAAACUUUGAAGAAUUAGAGAGUUCAAUUAAUUCAAUUUCAGAUAACUUGAACGCUUCUGAAAAUGAAUUCAAAAAGCAAAUUUGUGAGGUGAAAGACAAUUUGAUUAACGAUUUUAGUUUUGUCAAAACACUCAUCAAUGAGCAAAAGGAAACGUUGACCAGCCUUACUAUUUCAUCUGCAAAGAUGGAGGGGAAAUUUUCAAAUGAAAAUAUGUUGAAGAAAAUGGAAAGAGAAAAACUGGAAAGUGAUUUAAAUACAAGAGUAAAUAAUAAUGUUGAUAAAUCUAUUGAAACAGUAGAUAUUUAUAAUGGAUUAGAGGUUCAAGGGAACCAAGUAUAUCAAGAUAUAUCUGUUUCUGACCAACAUCAAACUAAAAAGAUAUCAAAAGAGUCGAUUGCAGCUUCAAAACCAGCAAAUUAUUUAAUAGCAGCCAACGAAAAAACAAUUAAAGAUAAAGGUAACGGUUCUCUUGCUUCUACUGUUGUUUUACCGAUAUUACCUAAAGAAAGUAUCAUUUUUUCUGGUGAAAGUUCAUUUUUAAGCCGUCAAUAUGAGCCCAGCAAAACAUCGAAAAUUAGUCCUCCAGUUUCUUCUGUAAUUCUAAGAACACAAGACGAAGGUGAUAAGGCUGAUGACGAAGAAGAUGAUGAUGAUGAUGAAAUUUAUAAUGAAAAUUUCAAGUCAAUAAUUGUUACUGAAGAUGAAAAAAUUGGUUUGACUGAAGGCAAAAGCAACUUGAUGGAUGUUGAUUCACGGAAUCAAAAGGAUAAUUAUGGCAGUGUUUACUCUAGUUUUGAGGCACUUGAUUUUACACCAAAAAAUGAUAUCAAUGAUGAAAAAGUUGAGCAUGAUUCGGAAUAUGAAAUUUUGUCGGUAACAGAUUCGGAUGGAGAACUAAUUUAAAUAAGAGCUUUUUUUUUUAUUUUUAUUUUUAUUUUCAACUUUGGGGAUUUGCAAUUUAGUUUUUCAUCAAAGAAUUUUUAUUUGAAUCCAAAAUUUACCUGUUAAGUUUACUCUUUUAAAUUGAGUUUGGAUAUUGUUCACUUCUGUUUUAUAUAUUGACUGUUUUUGUCUAGAUGUAUGUUUCAUUUAUCAUAAAUUAUAAAUUAUUUUCAAUUCAGAAUAUUGUUUUUUUUAGUAUUUUAUGUUGUUUCACGCAAGCGUAUAAUAUAUGUUUAUGAUUUCCUAAAAACCAUUCAGUUUCAGUAGACAAUAUAAAGAUUUAUUCAAAUAAGCAGGCUG